Leptomonas pyrrhocoris is the source of this 494-nucleotide messenger RNA. RefSeq lists its product as hypothetical. The record is from RefSeq and is a predicted model, not a curated record. Bases 144 to 494 code for a protein of 116 amino acids. The transcript has a single exon. NCBI's taxonomy places the organism in Eukaryota, Euglenozoa, Kinetoplastea, Trypanosomatida, Trypanosomatidae.
AGUACGGAGUACACGGCACACAACUGAAAAAGGAGGUGGUGAGAGAAGGAAGGGAAGUACGAACGUGAUAGCAUAGCUGCCACACACGCUGGUCGCCUGUGUUCUGCAGCUUUCCUUCCACAUGACUGCCAUAAAUCCCCCUGAUGAUGCCAGCCACCUCAGCGUGGUGUCAGGGUCCAGUACCCACUAAGUGGGGAAGCCAAGAAUCUGCAGCUUGUCCGCGUGUCCAAUUACGGGCUUAUUGGCUCGGCGGACAGGUCUGGGUCGUGCAUAUGCGGAAGAGACUUGCAGCAGGUCACAUGUUCGAUACAGCUCACAAAAACGCGUAUCUACGGGUUACGCAAACCCUGCGAUGGACUGCUGAAGUUAUUUUCCUACUACGCCGUGGUGAUGUUGAGCGCAACCCUGACUCGCCACAGGGUUUGUGCAGUUUAACGGAGGGGACCAUUUCGUGGGGAGUAAUAGUAAUAUCCUUCGUGCUUGGACGGAAAUGA